AUGGCAGCCGAUAAACUUCUAUCUGUUGAAGAGGUGUCUAAACAUAAGACACCUGAAGAUUGUUGGAUUGUUGUCAACGGUCAGGUGUGGGACGUAACGGAUUUUGUGGAAGAGCACCCCGGAGGUCCUACGAUUAUUCUGAAAUAUGCGGGUCGCGAUGCCACCAAGGCCUACUCAGAGGCUCAUACUCCCGGUGUCAUCAAGCAGUAUCUCCCAUCAGAGAAGUACAUGGGACUCCUUGACAAGUCCACAAUCAAUGAUGAGUGGCUCAAGCAACCACCGAGCGAAAAUCCACAAGUCGUCCUCGAAAAUGAGAAGCCACCUCUUGAUACCCUUAUCAACUCGCAUGACUUCGAACUUGUUGCGUCUAAGACAGCCAGCAAGAAGACGUGGGCAUUCUACUCAAGUGCUGCAACAGAUCUGCUUACUCGUAAUGCGAACAAAUCUUGCUUCGACAGAAUAUGGUUCCGGCCUCGAGUGCUCAGGAAUGUCCGUUCUGUCGAUUCGAGCUCGAAGAUUCUCGGCAUCGACAGUAGUCUGCCUUUGUUUGUAAGCCCCGCCGCUAUGGCCAAACUCAUUCAUCCGGAUGGGGAGUGUGCCAUUGCGAAGGCCUGUGAAAGCAGGGGGAUCAUGCAGGGGGUUUCUAAUAAUUCUUCCUAUACUUUGGAAGAACUUACGCAAGCUGCUCCCUCAGCGAACUUCUUUUUCCAGCUGUACGUCAAUCGGGAUAGGGAGAAGUCCGCUGCUCUCUUGCGCAAAUGCUCAGCCAAUCCCAACGUCAAAGCUAUCUUCGUGACUGUCGAUGCCGCCUGGCCGGGCAAGCGGGAGGCCGAUGAGCGAGUCAAGGCCGACGAGAAUCUGUCUGUCCCGAUGGCGCCGUCCCGGGUGAAGAACGACAAGAAGGGUGGCGGUCUUGGGCGCGUGAUGGCUGGCUUCAUUGACCCCGGACUGACCUGGGAGGAUUUGGUGUGGGUCCGGAAGCAUACCCGUCUACCUGUGUGUCUGAAAGGAGUGAUGUCUGCCGAUGACGCCAUCCUGGCGAUGCAGGCUGGGUUGGAUGGUAUCCUUCUCAGCAACCACGGAGGGCGCAAUCUCGACACUAGUCCUCCCUCGAUUGUUACUCUUCUGGAACUUCACAAGCGCUGUCCCGAGAUCUUCGGCAAGAUGGAGAUCUACGUGGACAGCGGAAUCCGUCGAGGGACCGACAUCCUCAAGGCCAUCUGCCUAGGUGCCACAGCUGUUGGGAUGGGACGCAGCAUGCUUUUUGCUACUAAUUACGGCCAGGAGGGAGUUGAGCAUUUGAUCGAUAUCAUGAAGGAUGAACUGGAAACAGCGAUGCGGAACAAUGGAAUCACGACGCUUGACCAGGCUGGCCCACACAUGGUCCACACGGGUGAUAUCGACCAUCUUGUGCCUGACUCCGCGUCACAUCCGUACGCCCGAGCAGUCGCAAGGGGUCGAUCUGCCACGGCAGUCGCCAAGCUUUAA
Messenger RNA from Aspergillus clavatus NRRL 1, 1488 nucleotides. RefSeq names its product FMN-dependent alpha-hydroxy acid dehydrogenase. NCBI's taxonomy places the organism in Eukaryota, Fungi, Ascomycota, Eurotiomycetes, Eurotiales, Aspergillaceae. The record is from RefSeq and is a predicted model, not a curated record. Bases 1 to 1488 code for a protein of 495 amino acids. The transcript is spliced from 4 exons. Gene Ontology annotation, molecular function: oxidoreductase activity; heme binding.